ACAAAAUACCACUUUGGCACCGGCAUAAUUACAAAGCAUAGUGUUUAUGACAUGUGAUAGUCACCAGAAUAUAUAUAAAUAUAUAGACAUUGUUCAAAUUCUGAGGCUUAGUCACUAAAAGUAGAUAAAGUAAAUUUUAGAGCUUAUUCAACAUGUAGUCACGUUAAUAAUAUUUUAAUGUGACUCUUCUUUACGAUUUGGUGAGAUUUAUUUCGUGUUCCAAGUGCAAAAGAAGGCGGAAAAAGAGAAGACAGUGUAUUUUUGUUUACACCUACAUGUACUCUGCCAUAUUCAUCAUCCGCCAAUAAGAAAGUUUGUGGUUGUGGGGCAGGAAUUGUUUAUGCUCUGUGCAGCUGUCAAAAUUGAACAUGACGUGACUGGAUACAGCAUGCCAAAAUACAUGUAGUUAAAGUUAUUAAUUAAUUAAAUUCUACCUAAGUUAUUCAAGUUAUCAGCAAGCAUCAUGUUGAUUCGCCUUUUGUGUCCUCUUGUAAUUUUGCAUUACACAAGUGCAUUCCCUUUUCUGGGCUCAUUCUUGCCGGUUUGUUACGAGCAUGUUGGGUGUUUCGAUGUAAUGCCUCCUUUCAACAAUGCCAAGUAUGUCUACCCACAGCCUCCAGAAAGGAUUCAAACCCAGUUCUUCUUGUACACCGGAACAACCGACUCCCCACAAACCUUGGACCCGUAUGAUGCAUCUAGCAUCACAGGAUCAAGAUUUUCUAACCAACGGCCGACUAUAUUCAUUGUACAUGGCUAUUCGAGCAGUGUGCAGGAUUCUUGGUUUAAUACUAUGACUACUGCUAUUCUUGAGAAGAUUGAUGCAAACGUCAUAACCGUGGAUUGGUCGAAUGGGGCGGACAACUUGAUUUACCCGCAAUCAGCCGCAAACACCCGCGUGGUUGGAGCAACCCUUGCAAACCUUAUUAAAGGUCUCCAACAGCAUGCGGGGCUGUCCCUUGGAGAUGUACAGAUGAUUGGGCACAGUUUAGGGGCCCACAUUGCAGGGUAUGCUGGGUCUGCCGUUCCAGGCUGCGGUCGAAUUACAGGACUAGACCCCGCUGGACCAUUAUUUGAAAAUAAGGACCCUGCUGUACGUCUUGAUCCGACAGACGCUUUAUUCGUGGAGGCGAUUCACACUGAUGGCGAACCACUUACAAAUUACGGAUUUGGAAUGCAGCAAAAAGUUGGUCAUGCUGAUUUCUACCCUAAUGGCGGUGUUAACCAACCGGGGUGCCCCGAACACAAAGACAAUGUAUUUACAGCUAUUGGCACUCCAAACUCACUCGAAAGUUUCGCAAAUGGUGUUGCUUGUAGUCACCUGCGCGUGCUUGACCUGUACAUAGAGUCCAUCGAGUCCACCUGUGUGUUUAAUGCUUUACCUUGCGAUUCAAAAGAGGACUUUGAUAGGGGACGGUGCGAUUGCAAGAAGAAUUGUCAGUAUACAACUAUGGGAUACGGUUCGCUUCCCUCGGAUACUGGCGACUUUUACCUACACACAGGCAGUGCCAAACCAUUCUGUUUGGAAUGAAAUGUGAAGUUGUCUUGAUAAUACGAAAAAUUUUAAAAUAAAUCAGGUCAGCAAUUUUUACAAAA
Magallana angulata is the source of this 1593-nucleotide messenger RNA. Its product is annotated as pancreatic triacylglycerol lipase-like. NCBI's taxonomy places the organism in Eukaryota, Metazoa, Mollusca, Bivalvia, Ostreida, Ostreidae. The record is from RefSeq and is a predicted model, not a curated record. Bases 464 to 1528 code for a protein of 354 amino acids. Gene Ontology annotation, molecular function: triacylglycerol lipase activity. Gene Ontology annotation, biological process: lipid metabolic process. The transcript has 7 exons.